GAACGAGGUCUCGGUAUGAACGGAAAUAGGGACGAGCGAGCACUGGCUAUCACUGGCUAGAGAACAAGUCGUCUCAAGUUGAAUAACGACAGCAAAACAUUCCAAAAAGUCCCAGAACCUCCUCAGAUCCCAUUGCGAGCCUUGCUACCUAAAGCCAGCUUGAGAACCCCAGUCGGACACGCGACCUGUCAAGUGCCACCACUUGCGAACCGAGCCCACUUCGUCGAACUUCGAACUACAGCUAUACACGUUUGGAAUAGUGGCGUAUACAUAAAUCGCAUGGCACAGAAUCUGUUGAGCUGAGCUUGAACGGGCCGGGGGAAUCGAGUUGAGUCCAUCAUGGUCCCGAGAUUCUUUCCCGGCGACGAAGAGCUGGGGAAAAAGGACGAUGAAUAUAAACCCGGCAUGAAGAGCCCUUUGGGCCUGCGCAUAAUAUGGCAGCAGCGGCGGACCCCCUCUCAUCUGCGAUAUCGACGGACGUUCAAGCGAUUAGGCUUAGGGCUUUUGGCCCUAGUUGCCCUGUAUUAUUUCUUCUAUAACAUGCCGACUGAUCUUGGUCAACCAAGGCCGAGGCCGCAUUACCAUCCAGUCGAAGACACUACAUAUCUCCCUACCUCCGUUCCGGAUGUGACUCUUCCAAAAGAGCCUGGAAAGAAACCACCGAGUCUCCCGAACGGUUCAAAAAAUGGCCCAGGCAAAGAAGUAUGGCACGAUUUCAGUGGCCCUAUCAAGUUCUACAAGUUAGCCUCGACACUGAAGUCAGUUUCUGGGACAAGGGGCUCCCAAUUACUCAAUCGGAAUGUGCUAUUUGCAGCUGCCAGUUUGAAGAGUGCUGCAACGCUUGUGAGUUGGUAUCUUACAAUGGACUGUGCUAGAAGCUUAUUAGCAUAGUUACCCAUAGCCUGUGAAAUGGCCCUCCAAGAACGAAAUUUUGUCCAUUUCGUUUUAAUGGGUCGGGACGACAUUGAAAUGGAUAUACUAAAAUCCGUUAAUGGCGUAACAAAGUCCUGUAAAAUAACUUUUCACGGUAUUAUGAUCGAGUCAUGUAUUUCCCACCUCCCUCUUCUGACUUCAAGCAGACGCUCGUCCAGAUUUCUCCCUUGAGAGUUCUGAUCACCGAAUGGAAGUCAGUGUUUCUGCGGCGUUCAACCAUAUAAAUACUUAUAUCCACCCCCAAGCAACUUUUCUGGACAAAUCAGGCGAGGAAGAGCCUUUCAUGUUUAAAGGCCUUAAACCAAGAGCCGUGUCUAAUGGUCGAACCGUGAUUGAAUUGCCUGCUCAUACCGAGCAAAAUCUAAUGUGGCUUACCAUGUUGGAUAGCGCUUCGUUGAGUGGUAAGUUGUUCAACAUUGUAUCAUCAAUCGCGAUUCUAACAUUCAAAAGCUUGGAAUAAAAUUACUAUCGAUAUCGUUGUUCAUGCUCAACCGGCGGCUUCGGGCUCACUGAUGCGAUUGUUGGACUCUCUAAAAAAAGCAGAUUACAUGCACUCUUCUUACCCACGUCUAACAAUUGAGCUGCCAUAUAAGAUUGAUGAACCAACCCAAAAAUAUUUAGAAACGUUUCGCUGGCCAAUAGCUACAGAAGAUGAUCCAGGAAAUUCAAACUUGCUCACCCUCCAUCACCGGAUUCCACAACACGACCUUACACCUGAGGAGAACUCCAUCAGAUUUUUAGAGUCGUUCUGGCCUGCUGAGCCGACCACAUCUCAUGUACUUGUUCUCGCGCCUCAGACGGAGCUUUCGCCUUAUUUCUUCCAUUAUCUCAAAUACGCAAUGUUGGAAUAUAAAUAUUCCAAAAGUAAGUCUACCUCGUCACGCGACAAUUUUAUGGGGAUAGUCUUAGAACUCCCCUCAACCCAUCUCAACGACUCAACAACAUUUACUCCACCAACAGUCGAAAAGACAACGACGCCAUUCAUCUGGCAAUCACCGAGCAGCAAUGCGGCGCUGUACUUCGGGGACAAAUGGACUGAGUUACAUGAUUUUGUUGCUCGGUCCCUGAAUUCACAACACAAGCUCGCUCCAAGCAUUCCAAUUCCAAAAACGGUCUCCAAAAAUUAUCCAUCAUGGUUAGAAUACUUUUCAACCCUUAUGCGUGCUCGCGGAUACUGGAUGUUAUACCCGGGUCUGGAAGACGGUGAAUCCUUUGUCACUAUCCAUAACGAGCUCUACCACAGCCCGGAAGAAUACGCCAGCGACCCCGUCGAAGAAAAAACCCCAGCCUCGCUCGAUCCCAAGGAAGAACUAACGGCUGAUGCCGCACAGCACCCCAUUGGCAAGGAGAAACCACUUCUUACCACACCUCUACAAACCAUUCUUACUUCAAAGGGGGAUUUACCGCUUUUGACUGCUAUGCCCUUGCUGGGUUACGACGGGCAGUUGCUUGAAUUGAGUAAUGUAGGGGAGCAGGCUUCGACUUAUAGCGAUGAUUUCAGGGUUAGCGUGGGUGGUUGCGCGGCCGAUGCUGAUGAGAAGGAGAGGGUCGCACACUCGGCGGAGGAUUUAUUUUGUUCUGGGGAUGAAGAAGUUAAGAAUGCUUAGAAGGUUAAGAAGGUUGACACAAGUGAAACGAAGGAAGAGAAAGACAGCUAGGAUCGGGAAUUGAGAAUUGGGUUAGGGGUGUAAUAUUAGAGGUCUUGGUGUUAUUGUAGAUAUUUGUUUUG
Molecule: messenger RNA, 2662 nt
Organism: Hymenoscyphus albidus
Lineage: Eukaryota; Fungi; Ascomycota; Leotiomycetes; Helotiales; Helotiaceae
Source: the annotation of a GenBank genome assembly